AUGUUCUCCGGCGACUCCAUGAGGCAGUUCGGCGCAAAAGAUCAGACUUGUGAACGGCGAACAACUGGCACUUGCAUCAUGCAACAUUCAUCCCAACUGACCCACACUUUCUUAACCAAACAUGGAAUUACAACCAUUCGCCAACCUACCUACUCUUCAGACCUGGCUCCUAGCUACUUCUGGUUGUUUCCAAAAUUGAAGACGUCACUGAAAGGAUCCCGUUUUGAGAGUAAAGAAGAGAUAAUGCGGAACGCGACGAUGGAGCAGAACACCAUUCCAAAAGAAGACUUCCAAAGGUGUUUCCAGCAGUGGAAGGAUCGGUGGGCUAGGUGUGUGGAAGCACAAGGGAUCUACUUUGAAGAGGAUUAG
This is a messenger RNA of Parasteatoda tepidariorum (common house spider), 369 nucleotides long. The record is from RefSeq and is a predicted model, not a curated record. NCBI's taxonomy places the organism in Eukaryota, Metazoa, Arthropoda, Arachnida, Araneae, Theridiidae.